Xenopus laevis (African clawed frog) is the source of this 3779-nucleotide messenger RNA. RefSeq names its product poly(ADP-ribose) polymerase family member 12 S homeolog. NCBI's taxonomy places the organism in Eukaryota, Metazoa, Chordata, Amphibia, Anura, Pipidae. The transcript has 12 exons. The record is from RefSeq and is a predicted model, not a curated record. Bases 1385 to 3334 code for a protein of 649 amino acids.
CCUCCAACCCAGUCAGACACUGCUUAUGUUUUUCUCCAACCCAGUCAGACCCUGCUUAUGUUCCGUAAGUCUCCAGUCUGGAAUUUAGGCUGCAGUGUGAAUGAGAGAUGGAUAGGAGAGGGGCUGAAUAGAAAGAAAGAUGAUCACCACCCUAAGACCAGGCAGAUCUCACAUCAAGUGCUCGCUGUACAUGGACAAUGUGACCAUCUUCUGUGCAGUUGGUGAGGGCUCUCAUUGCAGAGCUUCAGGUGUUAAAGUCAACUGUGGGAAGUCAGAGACCCUGCGGAGAUUGGAACCUCACUUCUGACACCGUCCCCCUCUCCAUCAAAUCCAACUUCAUCAAAAUCCUUGGAGUUUGGUUUGGUGGUGACAGGGGUGAUCCUGGGGUUGCUGCAGCCCCCCUCUCCCACUCCGUGCUUGAAACAUCAGUGUUGGAGCAGCCUCCGGGCCCCCCAGUCUAACCCUGCAUCUGCCAAAACGGAAAAGACUAAGGACUCUGCUGGCAGCUCAGUGUCCUGCUUAUUUCUUCUCUCACUCUGGUGCUUGUUGGAGUGGGACCACUGGAUCAAUUCUGCCCUUACAAGUUACAACUGGAACACCCGAUGGUUUUUACCAAGGACUAGAGAAUUUACACAAAAACACAAAAAAUUUUUAAAUUAUCUUUUUUGUCUUUGUGUCUUGGGCUGAGGGGGGGGGCUCAUGAUCUGAUGAAAUGUUGAGUUUCCUUUCUCCUGUUACUUUCGGUUUCUAUUCUUCUCUCAGUCCCCAGUAGGAGGAGGCGGAGAGAGAGAGCUCGGAAGUCAUAACAAAUGAAUAGACUGCUGGGAAACAAGAAGCAGGCGACGGGCAGAGAGACAGAGCAAAGUCUGCCUGCGAGUAACACAGAAAAGAGCCUGGAUUAAGGAAAAGGCCAGAAUCAAUGGAUCAGAAGUAGAAAAAUCGGAGCAGAUCCAGCAGCAAAAGAAGGAAGAGUCGCAGAAAAAGAAGGGUCACAGAGAUCCAGCAGAGAAAAAAGGAAGGGUCACAGAGAUCCAGCAGAGAAAGAAGGAAGGGUCACAGAGAUCCAGCAGAGAAAGAAGGGUCACAGAGAUCCAGCAGAGAAAGAAGGAAGGGUCACAGAGAUCCAGCAGUGAAUACAGAGGAGGAACAGUGCAGGAGGGAGGAAAGAUCAAGCCUAGGGAGGUGCAACAAGGCAAAAUAAAGAGGUAUCAAGUUGGAUCUGGAGAAAUCCAGGGAAAGCCACAGAACCGACACAGAAAGAAAAAAAAUAAAAAAAUAAAAUAAAAAAAAUAAAUUUAAAAAAUAAAAUAAAACAAAACGAUUAAGAAUUGCUGCUAAACAGAGAGACAGACUAAGGGUACAGGGGACAUUACCAUCAUUCCACAUGGGGGCAGAGCAAACAGUUAUGGUCAAUACCGAGGGUCUCGCUGCACGGGUGGCUCAACAGAUUUGUUCAGCAGGGGGCAGCAUGGAGCUGGGGCAACUGGGACGCUCUCUGGGGCUAAAUGCCCAGCAGCUGGAGAGACUGGUGGAGGCGGAAGAAGGCCGCAGCUUGGUGUUCCGGGUCCAGGAAGGUGACCAGAAAGUGGCCGUGUAUCGCAGUGCUUUGCGCUUAUGCCAAACCCCGAAAUGUGCCGGGGAGUGUGGUCAUCUCCAUCUGUGCCGCUACUAUGUACUGGGCAGCUGCAGCAGGUCCCCCUGUAAAUUUAAUCACUUCAUCCGAAACCAGCACAACCUCUCGGUGCUUGAGAAGCAUCAUCUGGACUCUGUGCCCAUCGAUGAUCUGCGGCAACUUCUGCUACAGAACGACCCCAACCUGCUGCCUGUUAUCUGCUCACAUUAUAAUCGGGGGGACGGGCCCUACGGCUCCUGCACGUAUAAGAACAAAUGUAACAAGCUGCACGUGUGUCAGCAUUUCCUGCAGGGAGACUGCAAGUUUGGGGAGAAAUGCAAGAGGUGCCAUAACCUCAGCGAGCAGGAGACCUUAAAGAAGCUGAGAAUAAAUGCCAGUCUUUUGCCGGGGCUUCUAGAAACCUACAUUAAUGCCCACACCCUCCAGAGCAGCUAUGAAAGCCCCCCACGAAAUGUUGUAAAAUCUCCUGAAAAAAAGGCGACACCCCAAUUGUCUAAGCCUGAAACACCCCAGAAAAUAGAGGAGAUCUGCUUGUACUUUAUCCGCAACAGCUGCAGCUACAAAGAGAAAUGUGUACGGGAACAUUUCCACCUCCCCUAUCGAUGGCAAGUCUGUACCAAUGGCACCUGGAAGGACUUUGAUAACAUGGAAAUGAUUGAAAAAUUGUACUGUGACCCCAACAGCAGCGCUGUGGUGGUGAAUCUGGACUUUGAAACCAUGACGUACCAGUCCAAUAAAGUGAAACGACUCUCCACUCCAUCCUCAGCAUCCAAACCUCCGCACUUUGUCUGCACAACGGACUGGAAAUGGUACUGGAUGGACGAAAGCAACAAGUGGGUCGAAUAUGGGACAGAGAGUGACCUCCAUGAUUCUUCCACUGUGGGCAGCAGUGACCUGGAGAACGUCUAUCAGUCCGAUGAUACGGCGGACAUCAAAUUUCAGGCUGGAAAACACGAAUAUUUGCUGAGUUUUCAAAAUAUGGUGCAGAGGAACUUGCACUAUGGGACGAAGAGGAGGGUCUGCAGGAGGCCCGUGUUUGUAUCGGGCAAUGAUGUGCAGAAGAAGAAAACCAGCAAAUCAGAACCCCAAAAAGGGGAUAAAAACACACCAGCUCAUUGGGGCAAGGGGCAGAUGCCGGAUGUGGGAUUCAAGCUGGUUCCUCUGUCUCCGUCAUGUGAAGAAUACAGCAAGAUAGAGGCCAUGUUUCGUCGUACAUUGAGUAUCCGCAUCCACAGCAUCGAACGCAUUCAGAACCUGGCGCUGUGGGAGGUCUAUCAGUGGCAAAAGGAGCAGAUGAAGAAGGUUAACGGGGGGAAAGACCCAGACGAGCGUCAGCUCUUCCACGGCACCAGCGACAAACUGAUCGAUGCCAUCUGCCAGCAGAACUUUGACUGGCGCAUCUGCGGGGAUCACGGAACUGCGUACGGGAAAGGCAGUUAUUUCGCCCGAGAUGCCUCGUAUUCCCACAACUACUGCAGACGCUCAGGCUCCCAAACGCUCGUCAUGUUUGUGGCCCGGGUGCUAGUGGGGGAUUUCACCCGCGGAAACUCCUCUUACCUGCGACCCCCUUCCAAUUCUGAACAUCUCUCCACCUCCUUCUAUGACAGCUGCGUGGACAGCGAGAGUAACCCCUCGAUAUUUGUGAUUUUUGAGAAGCACCAGAUCUACCCCGAAUACCUGAUCAAGUACUCCGAUAACUGAGAUCUCUGAGCAGGGACAAAUUAGAGUGUCAUCCCUUUGGCUGAGUCACCUGACCCCAAGCCCUACCUAUACCAUCAGCUGGUGCCUAGAAUUGCCAUUGUUUAUGUUUAGGGUGAGACACAAAUUACUCAAUGACGGUUGUGUGGGUUCAGACCAGUUUAUUCUUCAUUUUGCUUCUCAGUUGCUUUUAGUAACCCAACUGAUGCACUUUAACGCUUAGGCUAGACGCCCCAUAUAUACUUCACAUACAGGUGCCUACCAUAGUUUGUUGGGGGGACCUUAAAUAUUUAGUUAAGCAAAACUCCCAGCAUCCAAUAGCUGAAUUCUGUCAUGGGUGGGGGAAUGGGAAAGUUAAAGGAGAACUAAACCCUAAAAAUGUAUAUAACUAGAAAUGCUAUAUUUUAUAUACUGAAAAGAUGAAAAGAAAAUGGGGAGCUACUGGGGC